Phanerochaete carnosa HHB-10118-sp is the source of this 621-nucleotide messenger RNA. RefSeq lists its product as uncharacterized. The record is from RefSeq and is a predicted model, not a curated record. The transcript has a single exon. Lineage: Eukaryota; Fungi; Basidiomycota; Agaricomycetes; Polyporales; Phanerochaetaceae. The coding region runs from base 31 to 345 and encodes 104 amino acids.
UUAUACGGAUUAUUUCGUUGCAGGAGCAGCAUGUCUCAUACCGCCGAAGGAACUAUCAGGGCCCAGGGCCCAAACCGAUUUGUGGCUAAUUUCAUUAUGCCCAAUGGCCAAUUGCGCAGCUUCGUCGCCUCCAUCGAUCCACCGACUGACAACAUAACGACCAGCACUGCGACGCUGACCUGGAGUGACGACAAUCAGUUGAACGGACAGGAUAGAUACAGCGGCACGCUCGGGGCAGACGUGACCAUCACCCUCGUCAGAGGGCCCACCAUGAAGGGGACGCUGCAGGAGCCCGUCGAUCCCACUCAGGCCAUCGUUGGGAAUGGCUACUGGAUCAUAUCGUGAGAGGAUGUGAGCCUCUCUUUGUCAAUUCUAUGGAUGUACGGGCGAGAUACUGAUACCACAUAGUGAUCUACCAUCGGCAGGACGGUGUCUUGGGGGCGCCGCUGGCUUCAUGCGAUAAGCAGGGAUGGUGUGAUGUUGGCGUCGUGGCCGAUUUUCCUGAGUCCGUUGUAGUUGUGCCCUGUAUCGCACACGGGAUUUUAAGUUCAGCCGUACGAAUAUUGUGCACGAUGUGUCGCCUGGCGACUCUUUGCUCGCCAGUCACACGCGUCAUGUGAG